AUGUACACGCCUGGUGGCCAUCGCACGUCGCUCCUCAGCGGGAGGGUGACCGAGCUGCUGGAAAGUCUCAAGGCCGAGUUUGAGACCAUUGCACACGAUGCAAACCUCUUCAAAAUGCAGAGAGACGACUACGAAAGAAAAUUGCAAGCGCAACUGGGGGAGCUCGGUAAUCUGCAACAGACACUCUACGAUCUCGAGAGAAAUCAUACCAAGGUCAAGCAAACAUUGGAGGAAGAGGUGUUGAGGUGGAGGCGGCAAUCAGAGGCGUUGGCAAGCGGCACCGCAGCAGCAAGCACUCACAACCCUUCGGCAACGAAUGGAACCUUCGGAACCCCGCCUCCUCCCGUUAGAGUGGAGACCAAUCCCAUCGCACCGAACUUUGGCGGACUGCCGAGCGGCUCCAUGUUCCCGCCCUACGGCCUCAGCCCAAUUGAUAACGUCAACAAGCGCGCGUUUUCAUCCACUUCCACUACUCCCUCUCCCACCACUGCCAUUCCACCAGCCAAGAGGCCGCGUCCAGAGCCGUUUUACAGUGAGGCACCGCCGGUGACGGGAGGGAAUAUUCCACCUAAGCUCAGUCCGAUUGGAGACAUGCCCACGCGAGUGAAGACGGAGAAAAAGGACACAGACGCGCUGCCGAUCGCCCCCAUCAGGGAUCUCCCGGAAAACGGAGACAAGGAGAGUUCCAGCAAGAGGGAGUCCAGCCACAGCCGCACACCACCCAACGAGAGAGCGCACUCCGUCUCGCCCACGAUGGAAAAGGGCGGCCGUGGCGAAGACCGGCCAGAGUCUUCCACCGACAUAGCCAAGAAGGUCAUGGACGAACAAAAUUGCAUCCGAAAAGAUGACUGGAUUGUGGGAUACAACCCGAGCGUCCCCAAGACCAUCGCCAUCGACCUGAAGCACACCGAAGAACACUCGAGCGUUGUCUGCUGCGUGCGAUUCAACCACGAUGGCAACUAUAUGGCCACGGGGUGCAACAGGAGCGCGCAAAUCUACGAUGUUGAGACGGGCGUCAAAGUGAGCACGUUCACCGACGAGAACGCCAAGGACGGGGACCUCUACAUCAGGUCGGUGUGCUUCAGCCCCGACGGCAAAUACUUGGCGGCAGGCGCCGAAGACAAAACGGUCAAGGUGUGGGACAUCGAAAAGAAGACCAUCAAGUACACCUUCGUCGGCCACGAAUUGGACAUCUAUUCGCUCGACUUCUCGAGCGAUGGCCGCUUCAUCGUCUCGGGCAGCGGCGACAAAAAGGCCAAGGUGUGGAGCAUGGAAUCGGGCAAGUGUCUGUUCACCCUGGGCAAUGAUGAUGUGGGACCCAAGGACGGCGUCACGUCUGUCGCUAUCAGUCCCGAUGGCCGACUCGUCGCUGCGGGAUCCCUCGAUCGAAUUGUCAGGCUGUGGGACGCGGAGACAGGCUACUUCCUCGAGCGCUACGAGGGCCACCUCGACUCCGUGUACUCGGUUGCCUUCUCUCCAGACGCCAAGUCGCUCGCCUCUGGCUCGCUGGACAAGACCCUCAAGCUGUGGGACAUUUGUAACCCGCGCGCAAGGUCGCGGUGCCGAUCCACCUUCAAUGGCCACAAGGACUUUGUGCUCUCGGUGGCCUUCUCGCCGGACGGAAACUGGCUGAUCUCGGGAUCGAAGGACCGCUCCGUCCAGUUUUGGGACCCUCGCUCGGCCGCCACGCACCUCAUGCUGCAGGGGCACAAGAACUCGGUCAUCAGCGUUGCCGUCAGCCCGAGCGGCAAGGCCUUCGCCACCGGCAGUGGCGACUGCCGUGCGCGACUUUGGUCCUUCAACGCCAUCUAG
This is a messenger RNA of Acanthamoeba castellanii str. Neff, 1812 nucleotides long. RefSeq names its product transcriptional repressor TUP1, putative. The transcript has 11 exons. Gene Ontology annotation, molecular function: protein binding. Lineage: Eukaryota; Discosea; Longamoebia; Acanthamoebidae. Bases 1 to 1812 code for a protein of 603 amino acids. The record is from RefSeq and is a predicted model, not a curated record.